Messenger RNA from Oncorhynchus keta (chum salmon), 4321 nucleotides. Its product is annotated as zinc finger protein 32-like. Bases 75 to 1250 code for a protein of 391 amino acids. Gene Ontology annotation, molecular function: RNA polymerase II cis-regulatory region sequence-specific DNA binding; DNA-binding transcription factor activity. Gene Ontology annotation, biological process: regulation of transcription by RNA polymerase II. The record is from RefSeq and is a predicted model, not a curated record. Lineage: Eukaryota; Metazoa; Chordata; Actinopteri; Salmoniformes; Salmonidae. The transcript is spliced from 2 exons.
UAAAACAGGGAGCGGGUUUGUUUUGUUUGUGGCAACCAUUCUUUCCUUGUGAACGAAGCGAAAACUAGCUGAAAAUGUCUAAAUUACAGUUGUUGCAUGUGUUUUUAAAUGAACGUUUAAAGGCGGCUGCUGUGGAGAUUUUCGGAGCAGUUGAGAAAACGGUAGCGGAGUACCAGGAGGAGAAUUAUCGUCUACGGAGACUACUGCGGAUAACACCGGACAUAAAACCAUACUCCUUGCAGCUCUCUCUCGCUGUUUCUGAAGAGAAUAUUCCCUGUGAGCAGCAACACUUUGAGCAGGAGUGGAGCCCCAGUCUGGGGCAGGAGGACCCAGAGCCCACACCGAUUAAACAGGAACAUGAGGAACUCGGGCCCAGUCAGGAGGAAGAGCAGCUUCAAGGGCAGGAGGCUGACAUCAUAGAGUUCAAAUUACCUCAUCUUUAUUUGAAAAGUGAUUGUGAUCAGAUGAACCCUCUUCAUUCCUUGACUCUUCCCCAAACCCAGACGGUGGAGAACAGAGAGAGUGCCUCUAAAUCAGUGGAUCUCAUACCGUUUGUCACUGUUACCCACCUGAAGAGUCUUGACAUUCCCUGUGACACUCCAGAUAAUCAAAACAAUGCCUACAGUCACAGCUCAGCUGUAAGCAGUGACCCAGUAGGACUUGACAGCAGCCCACCAUUGGAUCCCAGUCCAUCAAUGGGGGAACACUGUUCCAAACCCAGCACCACGUCUAGAAAAAGUCACUGCUGCUGUGACUGUGGUGAAACGUUUGCUCUGAAAGCUGGCCUGCAGGGGCAUGUGACUCUCGCCAAGAAGAGACCCAGUGAAUGCUGCCUCUGCAAAAAAUGGUACAACUCCACCUGUAAAUUGAAGGCCCAUGUCAGACUCUGUCACGUGGAGAAACCCUCCACCUGCCCCUUUUGUGGAAAGACCUUCAAACUUAAAGGAGAUCUGUCCAGACAUACGAGGAUUCACACAGGAGAGAAACCAUUUAGCUGUGGAGACUGUGGUAAGAGUUUCAAUCAGAAGGGACACCUAACUGAACAUAUAAGGACUCACACAGGAGAGAAACCAUUUAGCUGUGGUGACUGUGGGAAAAGCUUCAUUCAGAAGGGGGACCUAAGGAGGCACGUACUGACUCACACCGGAGAGAAACCAUUUAGCUGUGGUGACUGUGGGAAAAGCUUUAAUCGGAAGGGGAACCUGAACUUGCACAUACUGACUCACACAGGAGAGAACGUCCACAAAUAAAGAAACAAGUAAAGAAAACAGAAUGAAAACACAAAGAGGAAACUAAUUAGGACAAAGACAUCUUGUCAGAAGAUGGACAACACGCUUUGGAAACUCUUGAUCAUUCAUUCUCUGGAUUUCAGACAAAUAGAUGUCAUGAAUUUACUUUUGUAAAUUUUAUUUUAUUUCACCUUUAUUUAACCAGGUAGGCAAGUUGAGAACAAGUUCUCAUUUACAAUUGCGACCUGGCCAAGAUAAGGCAAAGCUGUUCGACACAUACAACGACAGAGUUACACAUGGAGUAAAACAAACAUACAGUCAAUAAUACAGUAUAAACAAGUCUAUAUACGAUGUGAGCAAAUGAGGUGAGAUAAGGGAGGUAAAGGCAAAGUAAUUACAAUAUAGCAAGUAAAACACUGGAAUGGUAGAUUUGCAAUGGAAGACUGUGCAAAGUAGAAAUAAAAAUAAUGGGGAGCAAAAUAAAUAAAUAAAUUAAAUACAGUAGGGAAAGAGGUAGUUGUUUGGGCUAAAUUAUAGGUGGGCUAUGUACAGGUGCAGUAAUCUGUAAGAUGCUCUGACAGUUGGUGCUUAAAGCUAGUGAGGGAGAUAAGUGUUUCCAGUUUCAGAGAUUUUUGUAGUUUGUUCCAGUCAUUGGCAGCAGAGAACUGGAAGGAGAGCGGCCAAAGAAAGACUUGGUUUUGGGGGUGACUAGAGAGAUAUACCUGCUGGAGCGUGUGCUACAGGUGGGAGAUGCUAUGGUGACCAGCGAGCUGAGAUAAGGGGGACUUUACCUAGCAGGGUCUUGUAGAUGACAUGGAGCCAGUGGGUUUGGCGACGAGUAUGAAGCGAGGGCCAGCCAACGAGAGCGUACAGGUCGCAAUGGUGGGUAGUAUAUGGGGCUUUGGUGACAAAACGGAUUGCACUGUGAUAGACUGCAUCCAAUUUGUUGAGUAGGGUAUUGGAGGCUAUUUUGUAAAUGACAUCGCCAAAGUCGGGGAUUGGUAGGAUGGUCAGUUUUACAAGGGUAUGUUUGGCAGCAUGAGUGAAGGAUGCUUUGUUACGAAAUAGGAAAUGUUCUAUGUAAAAAAAUAAUUAAAAAUAAGUUUGAUUUAAUCUAAUUUCAGAGUAGUUUAAAACUCAUGGUCUGCUGUUCAAAGUCUCUUGAUGUAUUCACUUCAUUAUAAACAGGAAUUCCUGGUCGUUUGUUUUAAGAAUGUAUACGCCAAUAAAAUGUGUACUUGCAUUUGUCCAAUUUAAAUUUCCAGCAAUUUUGCAAUAAUGCUGCUCAUUUAUGAUAUUGAUGUAAUCUUGUAUAUAUAUAUUUUUUUUUAAAUACGGUUAUUGUUCAUACAGUGUCUAUGGUAGGAAACUACAGACUGAUAUAUGGUACGUUUCGUGUUUCCCUUCCUCAUGGAUAUGUGUAGGACUUUUGGAGCCAUAGGAGGGCAAUGUCUUGACCUUUAUGGCCAAGGACUGUGGCCAUACCCCUCUUUGUUGUCUGUUCCCCCAGGAUCACUACAUCACCAAACAUAGCACAAUCUGCAGCACUAACUGGAGAUACUGUCCUCAGACAUUGAAAAUCUAGGGCUCGAUUCAAUCGUAUCGCUGAAGAGCCGUGGUAUGGCGCAAUUUGAAUUUAAUUCAAGGUAAUUUCCGAUUGAGUCGACAUGCUGUUUUUUCUUACUGUGAAUGCAAUCACACGACGGCAGAAACACUGCCUUUACAUUUCAGUCGCUAUUGAGUCGAGCCCCUAAUUCCAUAAGCCUAUAUCAAGAUUCUGAUCACUUUCAUACACAGACUGAAAUCUCACACAUUUACAAAGCCUGCUUCUUCGUAUAUCUGACAGGGCAGAACAUAGAACCCAGCUCGUUGUCGGCCUUGCAAUCAUCCCUACAGAAGGCCAUGGAAGAAAUGGGUAGAGUCCCAUUUCUUGAAUCGGAAGUUUCUCAGGUCAAGCAAUCUCAGAUGGAUAUGCAAGAAGAUUUAUCGGUCAUAUUACAGAGGCUAGAUGAGACAGAGGGUCGGAUAUCAACGCUGGAAGACGACCAAACUGUCUGAGGAUCUCCACAGAAGGGUGCAAGCUAACCGAGACAGGGCGCCUCAAUUCAAUACUUUUAGGGUUCUGGAGGAUAGCAAGCAGAGGGAAUGUGUGAGUCAAAUUAUCUUGGAGGCUCUGGGGGUGGAUCUGGACUAAGCUGAGCUUCAACGACUCCACGGUUCUCUAGCACCAAUAACACGCGAGAAUCAGGUAGCCUAGUGGUUAGAGCGUUGGGCCAGUAACCCCAAGCUGACAAAUCCCCAAGCUGACGGUAAAAAUCUGCCAUUCUCCCCCUGAACCCACUGUUCCCCGGUGGGCUGUCAUUGUAAGUAAGAAUUUCUUCUUAACUGACUUGCCUGGUUCAAUACAGGUAAAAAGAAAUCUGCCACCUAAACCGAUCAUCAUCUGCUUUCCCAGGGAUCUGGUGAGAGAGAGAGCUGGCCAAUGUGUUGGGAGAAGAGAGAGUUAAGGGCUUCAAGCUAUCAUUCUUUCCCGAUAAAAAGGAGGCUUUUUACCGCAUCAAGGAACAAUGGAGUUGGAUGUAAGUUUCCUCAAGAAAAAUCCUCAAAAUUCCAUUGGUGGCAAUUCAGUGGUAGCGGGAGACUUUAACCAGGUCCAAGAUGGUAUUCUUGAUAAAACUACUUAUUGUCAAACUGUACCAAGGGACAGAGCAGCGACACACCUAUUAAUGAGGGAUCUGGGUCUGGUAGAUAUAUGGAGACUUGUCAAUCCUAGAGAGAAGGAACAUGCGUUUUAUUCACAUAACCAUUCAUAUCAUUCCAGGAUAGAUGACUUCCUAACUUCCAAGAGUAUGACUAGAGAGGUGAUGGGAUUGUGAAAUAAGGGUUAUUGCUUUGACAGGCCACACAACAGUGGAAUUAUGUAUAGCAGUUGAGGCUGAUAUGGCUACGAAUGGUACUGGAUGGAGGAUUAGUACGUCCUUGUUCCAAGGCAAAACAUUUCAUCUUUCCCUCAAUGAAGAUCUCAAGUGUUUUUUUUUUCCAAACAAAUAUUGGUUCCAUUGAUAGAUUGAGUAUGGUGUGGGAGGCCUCUA